Elephantulus edwardii (Cape elephant shrew) is the source of this 690-nucleotide messenger RNA. It is a transcript of the gene SCNM1, whose product is annotated as sodium channel modifier 1. NCBI's taxonomy places the organism in Eukaryota, Metazoa, Chordata, Mammalia, Macroscelidea, Macroscelididae. The record is from RefSeq and is a predicted model, not a curated record. Gene Ontology annotation, biological process: RNA splicing. Gene Ontology annotation, cellular component: nucleus. The transcript has 7 exons. Bases 1 to 690 code for a protein of 229 amino acids.
AUGUCUUUCAAGAGGGAAGGAGACGACUGGAGUCAACUCAAUGUACUUAAAAAACGAAGAGUUGGGGACUUGCUGGCCAAUUAUAUCCCAGAGGAUGAGGCACUGAUGCUACGAGAUGGACGUUUUGCUUGUUCCAUCUGCCCUCACCAGCCGGUACUGGACACCCUCACCAUGCUUACUGCUCACCGAGCAGGGAGAAAACAUCUUUCUAGCUUGCAGCAUUAUUAUGGCAAGAAGCAGCAAGGAAAGAGAAUGGAGCAGAAUCCAAGACAACAGAAUGAAUUAGGGGAGGAAACCAAAGCUGAGGCUCCUCUGCUGGCCCAGACUCGAUUUAUCACUCAGAGCACUCUGCAUAGAGCUCCCCAGUACAGCAGUUGUUGUCGACGGAAGUACAGACCAGAAGCCCCUGGUCCCUCUGUUUCCCAUACCCCUUUGCCACCUUCAGAUGUUGAACUCCAGAGUGGGAAGAUCAACAGGGAAUCUGAGCCUGGAGCUAAUGCACAGGCCAAGAAGCCGGCAACUGUCCCAACCCCUGCACCCAUGAGCCCCACGAAAAGACGAGCCCUAGAUCAUUACCUCACCCUCCGAAGCUCUGGAUGGAUCCCAGAUGGAAAAGGUGGAUGGGUGAAAGAUGAGAAUGUUGAGUUUGACUCUGAUGAGGAAGAACCCCCUGGCCUCCUCUUGGACUGA